UUUAAAUUUCGCAGCUCGAUUCUUUGUCAGUAGUGAAAUUUCGUGAAAAAUCAAGGCCGAAUCGUCUCCAACCAGCCAUGGCCGACCAAAAGAAAGCACGAAACAUCCUGUCCAACAUAAGUCCCCCGUCGGAGCUACCAAGUUUCAUCACGGCGUCCACCACGGGACAACCAGCUGUUCCGCAGCAGCCUUCCUCAUCGGACCAGGAAGAUUCUCCCCGAAAAGGCAACGAAACGGACCCGUUUAUUCCGACGACCUUCAGUCCGGCGAUUCCCUCCAGCAAGGACACCAGCCUUGCGGCUCCGCCUGGACCGCCGGAACAAGCUGCCGCUGCUGCUGCUUCCGGAUCUGAGGCCAAAACCAGCCGUGACUUUGCGAACAUGAUUCUGAAUCCGGAACCGCUGGCGGAAGCGCUGAGCCCAAUCACGCAGGGUGGCUCGGCGCUGUUUGGCUGGAUGAAGGGGGCGGUCAGCAGCAACGGGAUCCUGCAGAAGGUCGCCGAGAAGGCCAAAAGCUCGGUGGACACGAUCGUGACUACGUUAGACCCGCAGAUGAAGGAGUACAUUAAUUCCGGAGGUGACACCGAGGUCAUCGUGGCGUCGGACAAGGACGAUAAGGUUCGACCGAUUCGGGAGGCGUUUCAAACUGUUUUCGGCAAGGCUACCGUCAUCGGCCUCUCGGCGCAAGCGACGGCAAUUGCUGCCCAACCCGUUGGAUUCGCGGCCGGGCUGAAGGGAGCCGAGCAUCGAAUCAACAGCAUUCGUGCGGAGAACCCACGCGUGGACGAUCAUCUUCCGGUGGUGGCCGUGGAGAACUUCCUGGUGGAGCUAUUCCCGGAUCAAUGGUUCGAAGCGAGCGUGAUCGUACUGUUCGACUACGCCAAGAGCAUUUUGCUCAAAACGGUUACCCAGAUGACGCCGGUUCCGCUGCCCGUGGUCGCCUCGAUCCGCGCGGACACGCCGGAAAAUUACCAGCUAAAGGACACCGGCUUUGCCAUCACAAUCGGCAGCGUGAUGGCAAAAAAUCUCAACGUAAGCCACACGGAAUGGCACAAGGCGUACACCUCGGUAGGCCGGCCCGAGAUGAUUCUGGGCGGGGCCAAAACGGUCGCCAUGCUGUACCGGCAGGCCGUGGCCGAGUAUUUUAGCAGUUUGGAGGCGGGUGCUGCUUCGGCGGUUGGUACCACGGUGCAGCUUCCGCCGAGCGAAUAAAAUUGGCUUCCGGCCAGCGGAGACAGCAGCAGCGGUUCAACGGGGUGCAGAUGUGGACACUACUAGGCAGGGCUGGAUGCGCUGGAGGAAGCGGAACGAGUUGUUUGUUUUAUUUUUUGUUCUGUCUACGAUUAGGUUUGACUGUAUGCAAUUGUGUACUGAAAAAUGCAUUAUUAUCGCACUUAUAUCUUUAUUACUUGUACGUUGAGAAUAUUGUUAAACUGUAAAGCAUGAUCAACUUCUAUCGGAAAAAUAUACGAAUAUCACUAGUUA
Messenger RNA from Culex pipiens pallens (northern house mosquito), 1484 nucleotides. Its product is annotated as protein PRRC1-like. NCBI's taxonomy places the organism in Eukaryota, Metazoa, Arthropoda, Insecta, Diptera, Culicidae. The transcript is spliced from 4 exons. Gene Ontology annotation, cellular component: cytoplasm. Gene Ontology annotation, molecular function: protein kinase A regulatory subunit binding. Gene Ontology annotation, biological process: activation of protein kinase A activity. The coding region runs from base 78 to 1211 and encodes 377 amino acids. The record is from RefSeq and is a predicted model, not a curated record.